AUGGUCGCCAUGCCAUCGGACCUCCAAGUGUUCGUGAAAUGGAAAGAGCAGACAGUCUUCGCCGGCGAAGACGUUGAGUGCACAAUCACCUUCAAAAAUGUUGCAGAGAUCGCGGAGGAAAAGGCCAAUAAUCCGUCCCAUCAGCAACAACACCAGCGCAGAGUGUCCCGACCGCUAAAUGCUUUGAAUGGUAGCAAAAACGAUGGCUAUUUCGCGGCGAAGUCUUCGCCUACGUUCUUUUUCAAUGGGAGUCGAAGGUCCGUUCCAUCGAGUCCUCGCCGGCCGACGCUGGGCUCGCAUCGAGUGUCGGCGUCCUUGAGCUCGCCAUUGACGGGGUCUCACAGCUUUCCUCCUCUGCAUACGCCGUCGCAGUUGAACAAUGGAGCUCCCAACUCGCACAAACACAAACGAUCGGUAUCGAUUUUGUCGAUAGAGAGUGAUAAUGGAGGUGCAUUGGAGAAGUCACCAGCAACACAAUUCUCUCGUUCACGGCCAUGGGGUCACGGGCGGUCUGCGAGCUUACAGAUGCCUCCUAGCCGCUCGAAUGGAUUGGAUGAAUUCUUGGGAAACGGCAGGAAUUCAGCUAGAGGCAUCCCGAAAGAAUCGGCUCUCAGCCCGCGACUUGAGGCUGAAAAGACCGGUCGAACUAUCCCUACAAGUCCAAGCAAUGCAAGUCAUUUGAGAAGCCCUCGUACCAGACCUCCAUCAUUUCCUACGGAUUUCAAGUUUCCACCAAGCCCGGACCCUGCAGCUGAGACGGACGGCAAUACCAAUGGUGCUCCUGCAGCCGCAAAUGAUGGUCCAGCGUCGCGACCGCUGUCGAAACAGCCUCCAUCUCUGACGCAGCAAGCACAUUUGGCUCCUGCAACAAGGAUCCUCUCGAGCUCUAGCGCCAAUGGAAGCAAUAGAAGCAGUGGCGAGUUCUAUGCGGCGAGUAACAACUCAACCGAUACACUCGAGUCUGAAUACACGAAUUACGGUGGGAAUAGAUCAAAGGCCAAUCUAGUUAAACAUCGACGGCAUUACUCGAGUUUGGAGCCGAUUGGCAGGAAAAGAGAUGCAUUGACUCUGUUGAUGGGGUAUGCCCAGGUCAGCGCAUCGUUUACUGUUGACGGCGCUCUGAUCAACCAAUCGGCAUUUGAGGAAGUGAAGCGCAAAGGUGUCGUUGGUGGGCAGACCAGCGGCCGUAAGCAGGAGAAACCGCGGCGCACUGGUGGGUUUUUGGGCGCAUUUGGAUGGGACGCGAUUGAAGAAUCUAUAAGCGGGUUGCUAUCGAACGGCGAUCUCGAGGGUUUGAGGGAUAUGAGAGGAGUUACCUCUUCCAACUCUAUUCCUCUCCUUUCGACACCACAGUCCCUUCUUUUUGUUGAUUUGCGACUCGGUCCUGGAGAGGAAAAAUCAUAUUCGUUUUCUUUUACUUUACCUCGAGGUCUGCCGGCUAGCCACAAGGGAAAGGCUAUAAAAAUAUCCUACAAUCUGGUGAUUGGUACGCAGCGACCAAGCGGUCCAAAGGAAUCGCAACAAGUCAACCGGAUCAACGUACCGUUUCGAGUUUUUAGUGGAGUUAAUGAUCAAGGAGAUGUUCUUGGCCAUGACCUUAUGCAACCUUACGUCUUACUACGUGAUGAAGCGCGUGUGCAGAAAGUGAGUAGCACACCACGUCCGCCUCAAAAAGACAAAAGUAUAAGUGGUCCGACAUGGGCUACGGCUCCUGAAUUUUUGUCGUAUGUAGACGAAAUCCUGGAGAAGCAUGAGACACAACAUCUCCGCACCCCUGGACCACCAUUGGGUACACCACUCGAGAGAAGACGCUCCAGCACUGGACAGGGACCGCCUCCCACCUGUAAAGAAGCGAUUGAGUUUGCCAUUCUUCGAAGUAACCAUGUUAACACUUCCAAUCGGAGCGCAAACCGGUUUGAUAUCGCCCGGAAUGGCCGUCGCAUUGCCGUGGUCGUUCUCAACCGUCCAUCUCAUCGAUUAGGCGAGACGAUUCUUGCCACGAUUGAUUUUACAGAUGCAACCCUACCAUGCUUCUCUUUACGAGCGACGUUAGAGACCUCUGAAAAAGUUGAUCCCUCAUUAGCAUUACGAUCCAACACGAGCAUCCAUCGAGCUACUCGACGUAUAUACGCUUCUUAUUUCGAAAACACACUCUUCUCCACACGAGUGGUCUUUAGCCCUGCGAUCCCAAUCUCAGCGACACCCACAUUGUUGACUACUGGUAUCAAGCUCGACUGGGAUCUGCGCUUCGAGUUUGUCACGACACAUUCCAAACAUGACACAAAUGUGAGUCUGUCUGGGAACGGACUUUUGGAGCUGCUUGGUCAAGAUGAGCGAGGGUCGGUUUAUUCUGCGUUGGAGAAUCUGCCUAGCGAGUCAUUUGAAAUUGCGAUUCCGUUGACUGUUUAUGGCGAGACGAUUCGGGAGCCGUUGGCUGAGGAGGUUGAGGGCUAUUCCAUUUAG
This is a messenger RNA of Talaromyces amestolkiae, 2463 nucleotides long. RefSeq lists its product as uncharacterized. Gene Ontology annotation, cellular component: Golgi membrane; Ric1-Rgp1 guanyl-nucleotide exchange factor complex. Lineage: Eukaryota; Fungi; Ascomycota; Eurotiomycetes; Eurotiales; Trichocomaceae. The record is from RefSeq and is a predicted model, not a curated record. The transcript has 3 exons. Gene Ontology annotation, biological process: retrograde transport, endosome to Golgi. The coding region runs from base 1 to 2463 and encodes 820 amino acids.